This is a messenger RNA of Drechmeria coniospora, 897 nucleotides long. RefSeq lists its product as uncharacterized. Lineage: Eukaryota; Fungi; Ascomycota; Sordariomycetes; Hypocreales; Ophiocordycipitaceae. Gene Ontology annotation, biological process: signal transduction; inositol metabolic process; phosphatidylinositol phosphate biosynthetic process. The record is from RefSeq and is a predicted model, not a curated record. Gene Ontology annotation, molecular function: inositol monophosphate 1-phosphatase activity. The transcript is spliced from 3 exons. Bases 1 to 897 code for a protein of 298 amino acids.
AUGGCGCAACCACUUGAUCUCCAGGCCGUCCGCGACGAAUUGGUCGCAGUAGCCUACGAGGCGGGCCACAUGAUUCUCGCCGCCAACCCUGCAGACAUUGGCACUGAUACAAAACUCAACUCCGUUGACAUUGUCACCGAUGUGGAUAAAAGUGUCGAAAAGAUGGUCUUGGCACGCUUGUCUGCUGCCUUCCCUUCCGUCGGCUUCAUGGGUGAAGAAUCCUAUCUUCCCGGUAUGAGGAUAGGCCCUGAGCCGACCUUUGUCGUCGACCCAAUCGAUGGCACCACCAACUUUGUUCACUCCUUCCCCAACGCCUGCAUCUCUCUCGGCCUUGCCAUCAACCGCUCACCUGCCGUGGGCGUCAUUUACAAUCCCUGGCAGGAUGUUCUAUUCACCGCCAUCCAGGAAGACGGCGCCUAUAUGACACGCUUCCGGGGAAGCACGCCACAGAAACUGCCGCUGGCCAAGAUGCCGCGACCAUUGGAGGGCCUGGGUGCCGCCCUAGUGGCCGUGGAAUGGGGCUCGGACCGCUCUGGGCACAAUUUUGAGCUCAAGGCUGACGUGUUCAAACAACUGGCUGCCAGCGGGGAGGACGGGGGUUCGAUGGUCCAUUCGCUACGGUCCAUGGGUUCGGCGGCACUCAACCUGGCCGCCGUCGCCGCUGGCCAGCUGGAUGCCUACUGGGAGGGCGGCUGCUGGGCCUGGGAUGUCUGCGCCGGGUGGUGCAUCCUCAAAGAGUCUGGCGGUAUAAUGGUGAGCGGCAACGCAGGCGACAACGGUCCCACCCUCGAGUCGAGGGUCUACUUAGCUGUGAGGGGGGCACCGAGCGGCCAGGAUGAAUUUGUAAAGGAAUUUUUGAACGUUCUUGGGGAUCGAAAAAUGGACUAUGCCGCCUAA